Tarenaya hassleriana is the source of this 613-nucleotide messenger RNA. RefSeq names its product probable E3 ubiquitin-protein ligase RHG1A. The coding region runs from base 95 to 589 and encodes 164 amino acids. Gene Ontology annotation, molecular function: ubiquitin protein ligase activity. The transcript is spliced from 3 exons. NCBI's taxonomy places the organism in Eukaryota, Viridiplantae, Streptophyta, Magnoliopsida, Brassicales, Cleomaceae. The record is from RefSeq and is a predicted model, not a curated record.
UGGGGAAGAUUGGUCUCGAUGGGACACCUUCCCGACCGUUCACCCCGGGUAUUGGGCUCAAAACGCUGACCCAAACGCAAACGCAAGCGCUGAAAUGGGCGACUCACUGGUUGUGUCGGAAGUUACAUCGCCGAAAAUGAGCGAUAGUGACCGGACGGAGGAGUUCCUCGACUCGCUGGUCGGAGCUAACCCGACCUUGAGGCUGCCCCAUUUGCCUACUCAGGAAAUGCUUGUAAUGUUCGAGCAGUGGUUACAUGCGUCGUCUAGAGAAGAACAUGAAGCAUCACAAGAACAUUUAUUUUCCGACACAGACACCGUAACAUACGAGAAAAUAAUGGCACUUGCAGAAAGGGUGGGAGAUGUCUGCUGCGGGAUAGAUGAGAAUCUGAUUAGGAGGAAUUAUGAAGAAGAAGAAGAUGAUGAUGAUGAUGAUGAACAUUGUGUGACAUGUUUAGAUGUAUUAAUGUGUCGUGAUAUGUCUAGCAUAAACUGUGGCCAUGAAUUUCACUUUGCAUGUAUCAUGCAAUGGCUAAAUGCCCAUAAUUCGUGUCUCCUCUGUAAGAAACAAGUCCUCAGGUUUUGCAAAUAAUGAAAGGCGCCAUCCGUCUUUAGC